Molecule: messenger RNA, 1951 nt
Organism: Fundulus heteroclitus (mummichog)
Lineage: Eukaryota; Metazoa; Chordata; Actinopteri; Cyprinodontiformes; Fundulidae
Exons: 5
Coding region: 1-942 (313 amino acids)
Biological process (GO): response to bacterium
Source: RefSeq, a predicted model, not a curated record
AUGAUUCAGACCUUAAAGGAUCCUGACAACAUCCUACUGACUGAAGCUGGACUCGGUCAAACUGUGACACUGAACUGUAAUGCAUCUGGGUUUGAAAAUGGGUUGUUUUUUUGGUACAAGAUGAAUUAUGGCUAUAUGGUUCAAACAGUUGCUACAGGCAGUUUUGGCAGUGUACAACUUGAAAAACACUUUGAAAACUCAGCAUUCAAAGUUAAUAACAUGGGGAACAUGCAUUAUCUCACCAUCAGUAAUGUCAGCAAAGAGGACGAAGCAACAUAUUUAUGUCAGGCAGGAGGGGCAUACAAAAUAGUAUUUAUUAAUGUCACAAAUUUGUCUGUGAUUGAUUCUCAUAAGAAGUCCUACUAUGUGAAACAAACUUCAGGCAUGAAGUCUGUUUCGCUUGGAACCGAAGUGAAUCUGCAGUGUUCACUUCUCUCAGAGAAAAAAGAAAAAGAAAGCACGGACCAGUGUGCCGAUGAACACAACGCGUUCUGGUUCAGAGCAGAAUCAGAAUCUAAUCCAGGAUUCAUCUAUGUUGAUAAAAAGCGUUGUGACACACAGGAAGGAGGCAGCUGUGAAUACCGCCUGUCUAAAACUAUACAGAGCCCCUCGGAUACUGGAACAUACUACUGUGCUGUGGUCACAUGUGGGGAGAUCCUGUUUGGAGAAGGAACCAAAGUGGAGACAAGACAAGAAGUGUGCCAGUAUGGUAUUGUUCUUGGAGCACUUUUGGCGUGUUGUGUACUGGUGAACUUCGCCCAGAUUUUCAGCAGCAGAAAAGGAAAGCAAUUUAAUGAAAAUAAGAUUGCUGCUGUCAAGCUGCAUAAAAUCCCUGGUCAGAAGACUGAAAAGAGAAAUGAAGACAAAAGGAUGUAUUCUGCUGUCAUCUUCACCAUGAUAAAAACUGAUAACACUGAACAACAGGAAUCAGCAGCAAAAUAGAUAAUGUUUGCAUCUGUAAACCCUUUGACCUUUUAAACAUAUUCAAAAUAACUUUGCAAUGAUUAAAUUUGCCCACAGUUCUUAGGAGUUACACAUCAUAACAUUGCAGAUGUAAUAAAAUGUAUUACUUUGAUGAAGCAAGUUGUAUAUGUAUUACCAAUCAUAAUUAACUUCAUGAAUAUUAACUAAAUGUUGUCUUGUUCAUUGUUUAGUAAUCCUGGUGCUACGUUGGAAACUAAUUGGUCAGCGGAAAGGUUUCUUUAGAUAGUGUAAAAUUUCUAUUCCAUUCCAUUUCUAUUCUAUUCCAGUGUCAUAAUUUCUCCCAGAGUCGACUUACAAACAACAGAUGAUCAGGGAUGCUGAGCUUUAGAAAAAUAUUACUUCUCGUAUUUUGAAAUGUACUGCCUAUUGUCAACUCAGAGGCCAGCAUCGAUAUUUGAUGGUGUGCCUUAUGGUUACCAUUGCGCUUACUGACUGAUUUUAUGUGGUAAAAUGUGCUCAAAAAUCGGUUAAAAUAUAAAUGUUUAGCCUGGCCAGCCAGACUGACACUGUCAACACGGCAUACCAGUCUGCAAAGCUGAUGGUAGAGCACAAUUUCAAAGGCGGGACUUGCAGGGUCAGAGGAAACAGGGUAGAACCAAUCAGAUAACUACGGAUGUGACGCAAACUCUGAGCAACAUGCUCUGUUUUUUCUCCUAGAGCAGAGAGUUGUUGAGUUUUUAAAGAUAUAUCCAGCUCAUUUGGGACAUCAUUAAUACAUUGUGCCAUUGGGCCGCCAUCUUGACUGUUAUAGCUAAAGAAAAGUGCUGCUGCAUUAAGGGUAAAUAGAGACACAUUGUAAACUCCUGCCUCCCACGCUGUGAAUGGUCCUGUAAGUUUCAUACCGGGGAAUCUGAGCCUGUCCAGACCAGCAAGCUGUGUUUUGAAUACACAUAAUGUAAGUCGGGGCUGCACAGUGGCGCAGUGGGUAGCACUGUUGCCUUGCAGCAAGAAGGUCCUGGGUUCAUGA